CCCCUACAGGCCUUCGUGUGAAUGAGCAGCCCGUCAGCAGCGGCUCAUGACAGGCGGGGAGGGGGAAGGAAGAAGUGGAAGCCGCGGAUCCAUCUUUCAAGCGAAAAUAGGAAAGAAGCCCCGCGUUUCCAGCGGUUUUACUUCUUCGGCGGUAUCUCUCCUUGUAAAUAGGUGUCAGGGAGCCCGAGGUGGGGGCUGCAUCACUGUCUGUAGGAUGUCCCGACAUGAAGGUGUGAGCUGUGACGCAUGUUUAAAAGGGAACUUCAGGGGGCGCCGGUACAAGUGUUUAAUUUGCUACGACUACGACCUGUGCGCGUCGUGUUACGAAAGUGGAGCCACCACGACCCGACACACCACGGAACACCCCAUGCAGUGCAUACUAACCAGGGUAGACUUUGAUCUGUAUUACGGUGGAGAGGCAUUUUCAGUAGAGCAGCCCCAAUCGUUUACUUGUCCCUACUGCGGCAAAAUGGGUUACACAGAAACGUCUCUACAGGAACACGUCACCUCGGAGCAUGCAGAGACUACCACAGAGGUGAUUUGCCCCAUAUGUGCAGCGUUGCCCGGAGGUGACCCCAAUCACGUGACGGACGACUUCGCUGCUCAUCUCACACUUGAACACAGAGCACCAAGAGAUUUAGAUGAGAGCAGCGGGGUGCGGCACGUGCGCAGGAUGUUUCACCCUGGGCGUGGGCUGGGCGGCCCUCGGGCAAGGAGGACUAACAUGCACUUUACCAGCAGCUCCACUGGGGGGCUCUCAUCCUCACAAAGCUCCUCUUACUCCCCGAGCAAUCGGGAAGCUAUGGACCCAAUAGCAGAGUUGCUGUCUCAGCUGUCAGGUGUUCGGCGCUCGGCAGGUGGUCAGCUGAACCCUUCAGGCCCAUCGGCCUCACAGCUACAGCAGUUGCAAAUGCAGUUGCAGCUGGAGCGGCAGCAGGCGCAGGCGGCGCGUCAGCAGCUGGAAACGGCGCGCAAUGCCACGCGCCAGCGCAGCAACGCGAGCAACAUCAGUGCCAGCGUGCCGCCACCCAGCACCGCAACAAACACAGCCAUAACCGAGAGCAACCCGAUGGCCUCCCACAGCUCCCAGUUCCUCCUCACACGGUUGAACGAGCCGAAGAUGUCCGAGGCGGAGCGUCAGGCUCUGGAGAGCGAGCGCGCCGAUCGGAGCCUGUUCGUGCAGGAGCUGCUGCUGUCCACGCUUAUGCGCGAGGAGAGCUCUUCCUCGGACGAGGAUGAGCGGCGAGACUUCGCCGACUUCGGCGCCAUGGGCUGCGUGGAGAUCAUGCCUUUGGACGUGGCGCUGGAGAGUCUGAAUCUGAAGGAGAGCUCUGCAGGCAAAGAGCCUCCACCUCCUCCUCUUUGAUGAUAUCCCACCACCACGCAGACAAUGUCCUCUGUGCUGUAACUGCCAAUGACGCAGGUGAGCGUAGGUAGCUGUGGCAGACCUUCAGCUUCCUGUGUCUAACAAAAAAAAAACCCAAGGCUCUCCUUAUAAAUACUCCACAUUCUAAAACUGAAGACAGAGUCCUUCUCUAAUGAAGCUGCUGUGUGUAUUUAUGAAUAGUAAUUAAUAAAAAGUGCUUGGAUGGUUUACCAUAA
Molecule: messenger RNA, 1602 nt
Organism: Silurus meridionalis
Lineage: Eukaryota; Metazoa; Chordata; Actinopteri; Siluriformes; Siluridae
Gene: kcmf1
Product: potassium channel modulatory factor 1
Exons: 8
Coding region: 47-1366 (439 amino acids)
Biological process (GO): synaptic signaling
Cellular component (GO): plasma membrane
Molecular function (GO): zinc ion binding
Source: RefSeq, a predicted model, not a curated record